AUGGCACCCAAUAAACGUCAGCGCACCUCCAUUAUAGCAGCUGGUGGGGGUGUUGUCGCUACAAAUACUCUCGCCGCUUCACCCCAGACACCAUUACACUCAAAGAUUUUGGCCCCUUUCAGAGCUCUCGGUCACAUCACUUCGACAUCUGCGCCAGCGACUCCAUUUACUCUUCUUCCAUUAGGCAAGACUUUUCAAAUCACAACUGCGCUUUCAAACACCCUACAAACCUAUGAUAUCCGACGUUUAAAUAUCUUAUUCGUAUCUUCUCCUGCUACUCCCGGUCUCAUCCGCCGAGUCAUCGCCCAUAAGGACCUCGUAUACGCUGCCUUCGACGAUGAAUUGAUCCGCGUUUGGAUUUUCAAGAGAGGAAAGAAGAUCGCUGAACUUGAGCCGGUCAGAACACUGCAAAGUGGAGGUAAACGGGAUGGGAGAUGGCGAGAGCUCUUGAUAUUUGGAGACUGGGUUGUUGGCGCUUUCGAUUGGGGAUUAGUGGUAUGGAGGAGGACAACCGGAGAGGUUUAUACUGAGAUUGAGGUUGUGGGUGAGGUCACGGCUCUUGUGCAUCCAAGCACUUUCUUGAACAAGGUUGUUGUAGGGAAAGCGAAUGGAUCUCUAGAAAUUUGGAACGUGAAAACGAGCAAGAAGAUCCACACUAUACUUUCACCCCUCCCUGCGCCAAUAACUUCUUCAAAAUCCGCUCCGGCCAUAACCACUCUUGUUCAAACUCCAGUGAUUUCUAUCCUGGCCAUUGGAUAUUCCACUGGAGAGAUACAUCUUCACAACAUUCUCACUGAUACCCCAUUGUUCACACUAAACUCUGCAAUGCCAGGGAGCAUUGCAGCGUCAUCUCGGGGGAAAAAGCGUGUAACAAGCAUUUCAUUCUGCACGGAUCCAGCAGUUGGUGCUGGCAAAACUAAAAGGGAAGGCGAGGGAGGGGGGAAAAUACUUGCGGUUGGAGAUGAUGACGGAGAUGUCACUCUUUGGAACCUCAAGAAACGAAAAGUUGUUGGUGUCAUGAGAAACGUGCAUGAGGGCCCUUCUGGAUCUGGUGUAAUCGUGGAAUGGUUAGCAGGCCAAAAUGUCCUGGUUACCAGCGGAGGAGACAACAGCGUCAAGGAAUGGAUAUUUGACUCUCCUCACACAACACUUCCUCGUAUCCUUCGAUCACGUUCCGGGCACUCUCAGCCAAUAACAAGCCUUACAUUCUUCUCGCCGGCAAAUUCUCAUUUCCUUCUUUCAUCAUCCCUCGAUCGUUCCUUCUGGGCUCUUUCCCUAAGGAAUGACGCGCAGUCUUUUGAAUUCUCUCAAGGUGCUACUGUUAAGAAGGUUACAAAGGCAGCCAAAAAUAACCCCGCUACAGCCUCACUCGCGGGGGCAAUCUCGGGGGCAAAGGCCGGCCCUAUAACAUGUAUUGCAACGUCUUCAGGCGAAGACGGCGCCGGGAGUGCCGGGAGAGACUGGGAGGGUGUUGUCACAGGGCAUAAAGGCGAGCGAGCCGCGAGAUGUUGGAGCUUCCAGGGUAAAAAGAUCGGACGAUGGGUCCUCGAAACUAGGGAUCAAGGAGAAGUUAAAAGUGUCGCUAUCUCUGCAUGUGGCACUUUUGCAUUGCUUGGAUCAAGCAGUGGCGGAAUCGAUAUGUAUAACCUUCAGAGUGGGCUUCAUAGACGUCGUUUCCCUGAACCCAUGACAGCUUCACAGGCGAAACAGAUAAAAUCCCAAGGAACUGCACUCGGUCGAUUCGGCGUUGCCGGAAAGGGAAAGCAUACAAAGACUGUAACUGGCUUGGUUACUGAUGCCCUGAACCGUACUGUCAUUUCCACUGGGCUAGAUGGAAAGAUCAAGUUCUGGGACUUUAACACUGGUGUUCUCCUCCAUGAGAUCAACUGGGAAAGCUUCACAGCGAUCACUAGGGCCAAGCUACAUCGACACUCUGAUCUUCUUGCUGUUUCUUGCGACGACCUGUGUAUCAGAAUAAUUGAUAUUGAAACACGGAAGGUUGUUCGUGAGCUUUGGGGUGCGGCGGGAAGGAUAAGUGACUUCUGCUUUUCUAACGAUGGGCGAUGGAUACUUGGGGCCUCCACAGAUAGCAUAAUUAGGAUAUGGGAUUUGCCUACCGGCCAUCUCAUCGAUGCUGUGCGAACAAGAAGUAUAGUUACUGCAAUGGCGUUUUCUGGAACCGGUGAGUUUUUGGCAACGGCACAUGUCGACAGUGUUGGCGUUGACCUAUGGACAAAUCGGACACUUUUUAGGCAUGUUCCGACUAGACAUCUGAAGGACGAUGAGAUUGUAGAUCUCACUUCCCCAACAGCCUCUGGAGAGGGCGGAAUCAGUAUCAUUGAGGCAGCGUUCGAAGAUAGCGAGAAAGAAGAAAAUAGCACAGGAGUCUACACAACCGCAGAUCAAUUAAGCGAUAAGAUGUUGACUAUGUCGCUUGUCCCCCGCGCAAGAUGGCAAACAUUAUUGAAUCUUGAUGUCAUUAGGCAACGUAACAAACCCAAAGAAGCUCCCAAAGCUCCUGAGAAGGCACCAUUUUUCCUUCCUUCCCUCGGAGAUAAGGAGGGUCCUCUUGCAAUUAAAGGCAGCGAUACUACGGAUGAAUUGGCGACCGUACAAGCGCUCGAAGCUAAAAGGUCUCGUGUCAUACGCAUGUCCCGCAAUGCCGGAGAAAGCGAAUUCACGCACCUAUUAAUUGAUGCCAACGGGGACUACACCGCUUUCCUUAAUCACUUCAAGACACUCCCUCCCUCUUCGGCGGACUUGGAGAUUCGUAGCUUACAGCCCGAGGAGUUGGUGCCGUUUGUUGACUCAUUGACUCAAAGAUUGAGGAGUAAGAGAGAUUAUGAGCUUGUGCAAACGUGGAUCAAUGUAUUCUUGAAGUGUCACUCGGAGUCGAUUGUUAAUGAUGUUGGUGCCGAGAGUGGGGAGAGGGGGUUGAGGGCUGCCUUGGGGGAGUGGUCUAUUGAACAGAAAAAGGAGGCCAGUAGAUUGGCGGAGUUGGUCGGAUACUGUGCAGGCGUUGGAGAAUUCCUGCGCAGUGGACGCUAG
Messenger RNA from Morchella importuna, 3048 nucleotides. RefSeq lists its product as uncharacterized. Gene Ontology annotation, molecular function: protein binding. The record is from RefSeq and is a predicted model, not a curated record. Gene Ontology annotation, biological process: rRNA processing. The transcript is spliced from 6 exons. Bases 1 to 3048 code for a protein of 1015 amino acids. NCBI's taxonomy places the organism in Eukaryota, Fungi, Ascomycota, Pezizomycetes, Pezizales, Morchellaceae. Gene Ontology annotation, cellular component: small-subunit processome; Pwp2p-containing subcomplex of 90S preribosome.